GAGCCAAAGCUCAGCGGAAUCCGGACGGGUUGAUCCCCUGGACCAAGUUCUGCAAGCAGAGCGCCAAUGAGAAAUCCUUCCCCUUCUGGCUGUGGAUCGAAGGAAUCCUGGACCUGAUAAAGAGACAUCUGCUGUCUCUGUGGAACGACGGCUGCAUCAUGGGUUUCAUCAGCAAGGAGAGGGAGAAGGCCCUGCUGAGCGACAAGUGUCCCGGGACCUUCCUGCUGAGGUUCAGUGAGAGCAGCAAGGAGGGCGCCAUCACCUUCACCUGGAUCGAGCACGACGUCCACGACAAGCCGGUUUAUCACUCGGUGGAGCCGUACACUAAGAAGGAGCUGACGGCCGUGUCGCUGCCGGACAUCAUCCGUACCUACAAGGUGAUGGCUGCGGAGAACAUCCCGGAGAACCCGCUGCGCUUCCUCUACCCCGACGUCCCCAAAGACAAGGCCUUCGGGAAGUACUACCCCAAACCCUCAGAAACUCAAGAGCCAAUGGACGUGGAGAGCACGGAGCCCAACGGCUACAUGAAGACGGAGCUCAUAUCUGUGUCUGAAGUACAUCCAUCCAGACUGCAGGACAACAUGAUGCCCCUGUCUCCUGACAACUACAAGGCCUUGGAGCGCUACGUCAGCCCCAGAGACAUCGACGCCGUGAUGGAUCUUCAGGGCUUUGAUCCUCAGGAACAAGACAUGAGCUGCACCUUCAGUCUUUAUGCGACCUCUAACCUUCCCUAAAACCCGCUGUAGAUAUGACAGACUUUCCAGAUGAAAACUGACGUCUCAGUCGAACUCUGCUGAUGGUUCUGAGCCCGUAUCUCUCCCCAUGGUUCUGCCCGGCCCGGCCCGGUUCGCCCUGCAUGUUGGGUUUCUAUAGUUAACUGAACUAACCUCCAUCACUCUGCUGAGAGAAAGAAAAACUUUCCAUUCCUUCUUGUUUCUGUGACUCUGCAGCCUUGUUGGGUUUAAAUCUUUGGUUCUGAACUUCUGGACCGGAUCACAAAUUAUGCUAAAGUGUCUUGAAGUCUAUUUAUGUAAAUGUGAGAAAUAAAUCUUUUUUAUGUAGAAA
Molecule: messenger RNA, 1065 nt
Organism: Cyprinodon tularosa
Lineage: Eukaryota; Metazoa; Chordata; Actinopteri; Cyprinodontiformes; Cyprinodontidae
Product: signal transducer and activator of transcription 1-alpha/beta-like
Exons: 9
Biological process (GO): cell surface receptor signaling pathway via JAK-STAT; type I interferon-mediated signaling pathway; regulation of transcription by RNA polymerase II
Molecular function (GO): RNA polymerase II cis-regulatory region sequence-specific DNA binding; DNA-binding transcription factor activity, RNA polymerase II-specific
Source: RefSeq, a predicted model, not a curated record